This is a messenger RNA of Glycine soja, 3192 nucleotides long. RefSeq lists its product as uncharacterized. The coding region runs from base 1 to 3192 and encodes 1063 amino acids. The record is from RefSeq and is a predicted model, not a curated record. The transcript has a single exon. Gene Ontology annotation, molecular function: protein binding. Lineage: Eukaryota; Viridiplantae; Streptophyta; Magnoliopsida; Fabales; Fabaceae.
AUGGACCGAUCUUGGAUUACAGCACCUCGCAUAAGCGAAGCUUAUCAACAUGGAGUUGAAGAGUUUUUGUCAUUUGCCGAAAUACAUUCAGCAACCACAGAUGGCAACUUUUUCUGCCCUUGUGUUAAAUGUGUCAACGGGAGGCGUCAUUCGUUGGAUGACAUUAGAUCGCAUCUGAUAUGUGAUGGCUUUAGCCCGACGUACACAAAGUGGAUAUGGCAUGGUGAGUUGGUUGGUCAUACAGCAACAUGUCCACCUCAUCCGGUUGAUCUACAAAGCGGAGAUCUCAUGGAAGACAUGAUACGUGAUCUUGGGCAAGAGGGCUUUCGGGAAUGUCAUGCAGAUAUUUACGAUGCUCUUCAAACAGAUGCGCAUACGCCAUUGUAUGUUGGAUGCAAAAGCUUUACUAGGUUAUCAGCUGUGCUAGCUUUGGUUAACCUAAAGGCUCGAUUCGGGUGGAGUGACAAAAGCUUCACAGAGUUGGUUUUGUUAUUGAAAAAUAUGUUUCCUGAACAUAACAGCUUACCGAAGAGUCACUACGAGGCGAAAAAGAUAUUAUGUCCCGUAGGCUUGGAGUACCAAAGAAUCCAUGCAUGUCCGAAUGAUUGCCUUCUCUACAGAAAUGAGUUUCUGGAUAUGCGAUUCUGCCCCACUUGCGGACUUUCACGGUACAAGGCCAACGAUGGGGAAGGUACUGAAGGUUCAACCACCGCUAGUAGUCGUCCAGCAAAGGUUUGUUGGUAUUUGCCAAUAAUACCUAGGUUGAAGCGGUUGUUUGCGAGUGUACAAGAUUCUAAAUACUUAAGGUGGCAUAUAGAUGAAAGAAGAAUGGAUGGUAUGAUCAGGCACCCCGCUGAUUGUACACAAUGGAAGACAUUUGACUCCUUGUAUCCAUCUUUUGCACAAGAGCCUAGAAACCUAAGGCUUGCGCUUGCCUCAGAUGGAAUGAAUCCCUUUGGUAACUUGACCACCAAUCAUAGUUCGUGGCCGGUAUUAUUAAUGAUUUACAACUUUCCUCCAUGGUUGUCCAUGAAGCGCAAAUAUAUGUUGCUCUCUAUGAUGAUAGCUGGUCCAAAACAACCCGGAAAUGAUAUUGACGUGUACUUGGCUCCUUUGAUAGAAGACUUGACCAAACUGUGGGUUGAUGGGGUUGAAGUGUAUGAUGCAAAUGCUAAACAGUCAUUCAACUUGCGUGCAAUGCUCUUCUGUACGAUUAACGAUUUUCCCGCUUAUGGUAAUUUGAGCGGAUACAGUGUCAAAGGACACCAUGCAUGUCCUAUUUGUGAAAAAAAUACUUGUUACAUCCAACUAACCCAUGGGAAGAAGACAAUGUAUACAAGGCACAGAAGAUUUUUAAGCCGAAAUCACCCAUAUCGGCGUUUGAAGAAGGCGUUUAAUGGAGAUAAUGAGGUUGAAAUAGCGCCUGAACCAUUAUCUGCUCAUGAUGUUUACCAAAGGGUCAGAGACAUAGAAACUACCUUUGGUAAGACACAAAAAAAGGACAUGUCUGCGAAGAACAUUUGGAAAAAAAGGUCAAUAUUCUUCGAUCUCCCAUAUUGGUGCAAUCUGGAUGUUCGGCAUUGUUUGGACGUUAUGCAUGUGGAGAAGAAUGUGUGUGAUAGUUUGAUUGGCACCCUCCUUAACAUUAAGGGGAAGACAAAGGAUGGUGUAAAAUCUCGACAGGAUCUGGUUGAGUUGGGUAUACGGGAGCAACUACAUCCAGUUUUACGAGGUGCUAGGACAUAUUUGCCCCCAGCAUGUUACACAAUGUCCACAGCUGAGAAAAAAAGUUUUUGUCAAUGUCUAGCAAAUGUCAAAGUUCCUCAAGGAUACUCUUCAAAUAUGAAGAGGCUUGUGUCAAUUAAGGAAUUGAAAUUGAUUGGCCUGAAAUCCCAUGAUUGCCACGUACUAAUGCAACAACUUUUACCAGUGGCCAUUCGUGGAAUCUUGCCUGAAAAAGUUCGUAAUACCAUCACUCGCUUGUGUUUUUUCUUUAAUGCUAUAUGCAGCAAGGUUAUUGACCCAUCGCAGUUGGAUAUUUUGGAGAAUGAAGCUGCCAUUAUUGUCUGUGAAUUGGAGAUGUAUUUCCCCCCCUCAUUCUUUGACAUAAUGAUCCAUUUAAUUGUUCAUCUGGUUCGUGAGGUUAGGUUGUGUGGCCCGGUUUAUUUACGAUGGAUGUAUCCGGUUGAAAGGUUCAUGAAGGUGCUGAAAGGAUACACAAAGAACCAAUAUCGUCCAGAAGCAAGCAUAGUUGAAAGAUAUGUUGCUGAAGAAGCAAUAGAGUUUUCAUCAAAUUAUAUAACUAACGCACAACCAGUCGGUGUUCCUCAAAAUCGGCAUCAACCCUCGAGUCAAGGUAGGGGAACUCGAGGAUUUGAUGUUGUCACCAUGAAUUUGCAAAGGCUGUCCCAAGCGCAUUUAUAUGUGUUAAACAACACAGCAGAGGUGAUGUCGUACUUACAUUCUCACAAAAACCAAUUGUCAGCUAAAAACCCAAGAAUGAACAAGAUGAGGUUGUUGCAGGAACAUAAUAGAACUUUUGUCAACUGGUUCAGGCAGUGCAUUUUUUCCGAUGCCACAGCUUCCGAAACCCUCCGACUAUUAGCCCUUGGCCCAAAUCUGAAUGUGCCCACCUGGCAGGGAUAUGAUAUCAAUGGCUAUGCUUUCUACACAAAGUCACAGGAUGAAAGAAGUACCAUGCAGAACAGCGGGGUUAGUGUUGAGGGUGAGGCAGCUCACUUUAGUAGUGUUUCUGAUAACAAUCCCAUUAACGCGUCAAUGCCGUACUACGGAGUCAUUGAAGAUAUAUGGGAGCUGGAUUACGGUCAAUUUAGAGUUCCUGUGUUUAGUUGUCGAUGGGUUCAUGCGAAUACAGGGGUCCGCAAAGACAAAAUGGGCUUUACCUUAGUUGACCUAAAAAAAGGUGGUUACAAUGAUGAGCCAUUUAUAAUGGCAGUGCAGGCCAGGCAAGUUUUUUAUGUUGAAGAUCCGUCUGACCCUACUUGGUCCGUGGUUAUACAAGGCAGAAAAUUUGAUAUGAUCGACUAUAGUCAUUAUCCACCCUUUGAUGUGACUGAUAUGCCACCUGUCAAUGACCAAAUACCUGUGAUUGAGGCCACCGAGGAAGAUGAUGUUGAACAUGCAAUGAGACAUGACCAUCAUGAAGGGCUAUGGGAAAAUAACGACACCUAA